AUGGCGACGUGCUGGUACGUCUCGCCCACGGGGACUGUCCCUGGAGGCUCACCGAGUCUGGGUUUUGCCACGCUCGCGUUGCGUGAUACCCAGGGCUCCCACGGGGCCUUCAAAUUGGUCCACUUGUGCAGGGCCCCCGCGGACUUCUCGCUGAGGUUGCGCACGCAUGCCCGCCAGGGCCUGGUGGACUCCCUGAGCUCGCUCGCCUCGUCCGCCUCGCUAGCCCAAACCUGCUGCCAGUACUGGAGGUGUUCCAGGUGCACUGCCAGCUCCUGCUGCUCCUUCAUGCACUCCAGGAUGGUCUCGAAGACGUGGGACCGCGGGUCGCCGCUGAAGCUUGUCCCGUCUUCUUCCAUCGCCACCGCCAUCUUCUCUGCCGCGAACGACUUCUUCUUCGCCGCGUGCGCGAGGGCCGCCUCCAACCGCAUGGAACGUCUUGGCGAUCUCCAGGGACUGGACCUUCUUGCCCGCCUGCUCGGCCUUGUUCUCUGCGGCGUGCAGCUGAGUCUGGAUGUCCUCGAGCUGCUGCUGGAGCUUCACCACUUGGGCGUCUGCCUUUGUCUGUGCUUUCUCUGCUCCACGGAGACUGCGGGCGGCGCUAGGGCGCCGCCGCCUGCCGCGGGCGCCGGGCCUGGCGAAUCCAGCGCCGGCAGCCGCUGGCCAGGCUCAGCCUGCCAAGACGCCGGAGAGGCGCCCGAGGAAAAGGAGGAAGGCGGUGCGCACGAGGGGAACGGCGGCGAGCGCGAGGAUGACAACGAAGCGCUGGCAAGUGACGCGCCCAGCUUGAUGGAUGGGCUGCGCGGCGUGCAGGAGAAGCUGCAAGAUGCGCGUGGGGCCAUGGACCUGUACAAGAUCACGCGGGCCGAGGGGGCGCAGAUGAUGGAUCAGCUGGUGCGCACACCGCGGCGUCAGGACGCCCGGCGGCACCGCCUGGGCGUCGGCACUCUCCAGCGAGAAGGAGCUCGAGAAGGAGGAGGACCUCCCGACGAGACUUCCCUAACCAGGAGUUCGACGCAGUCCUGCAGAACAUGCACGAAGCCCAGAUGGCGAUGA
Molecule: messenger RNA, 1053 nt
Organism: Prorocentrum cordatum
Lineage: Eukaryota; Dinophyceae; Prorocentrales; Prorocentraceae
Source: the annotation of a GenBank genome assembly